AUGUUUCGAGAACAGGAGAAUACCCAUGGCUAUCUACCAGAAUAUCUCGUCCGUUCGAUCAAGGCAAACCCAGAGCAUGAAUGGGCUGUCCAUCAGUAUCUGGAAGCAAGCGAGAGGCUCAUACAGGUCGCUGGAGAAAAUGCCGAUGUGCACUUCUACUUCUUUCAGCAAUACAUCGAAAACCCAUCGAAUAUACAGCCUACAAAUCAUUUGCAAGACACUCUAUUAGCAGAACCCCACCAAGAACAACAAGACAUCCUGUCUGUGGACCCGAAAAUGAUACAGAAACGAAACAUCCCUCUAGACGAAGCCCUUCCAAGCGAGUCCAUCGAAAUGUCUGAUUAUCUAGACCUGGAUAUGUUCAAAGACGGCUUCGCCGACGAGACUCCAGUAUAUCCUACGAAUACCACCAGCGGUGCCUCGUUCCGUCUUACAGAAGGCUCUGAGUCUGAGUACCCAGCGACAUCCCUACCGAGUUCUGCUGGAUUAAUAAACAGUCCCUGGGAGAAUACUAAGGAGACAACAACACUGGCUGAUGCGCAACAAACCGUGGAGGAUGUCGCCAACAAAGAUGACAAUCCCCCUUUGCAAGCCCACCAGAAUACUUCCCAGACCCGAGAUCAUGCCAAGGUCAAGGAGAAUGGGCUCACACCAUCUGGCUAUCCAGCUAAGAAAAUCCAUACUGCGGAAGGAUUGACAAAGCCCAGAAAGAGGAAAUUAUCUAUAAGAAGUAAAAAAGCAGAGUAUCGACAGUCCGCUCACUCUAUGUCCGGUCAGCGCCUGUUAAAGCCAAAAUCCCCGGGUAUAAACAACACAGACUCUGUGGUUACGACGCAGAAGCAUGACUGUCCUUAUUGGAUGAAAAUCAAUAGCAGUUACGCUCCGAUGUGGUUUCUGUUUGGGCCUGGUCACGAUAAAGCGUUGACCGAAGAUAACUUCAAGGACAUAUUCAAACUAGUCACAGACAUCACUGGACAUGACCAGGCAAGAUUCUUGGAGAUCCAAAGCAAUCUAUGGCAAACAAAUCGCUUCUGGAAUCCCGAUCCCCUGUGUUUUCCUGUAACAGAAAAUCUUUCGAUUGUUAGAUUAUGUCUUUCUUUCUUUCACUAUCUUCAAAAUCUUGGAGAGGGAACUAUGAUUGAUGCGGUUCGAGGUCGAUUUGCGCGGAUCCGAUUACAUUUAUCUUUUAACCGGCUAUUUAAUGAAGAAUAUCAGCAAAGACCCGCCGAUCACAAGCGAUCUCCGAAUAAACGCGAAGUUGCAAGCCAUGUCAUCAAUGAUCUUGUAAAUGUUGAACAGUACCAGGAAGAUUCUUUAAAAGAGAAAGACCGGCAGAAGUUUAAAACCCACAAGACUCACGGGAAAAAGUGGUUCCUUAUCGCUCACUACAUCGGAUGGGGCGCGCUCAUCAUUUGGGAUAAUGACAACUCUAAAAUCGGUAAAAUGAGUUACACUAUGUUAAAGGCCUUCAUCACCUAUAUCGUAAACGCCCGCCCUGACAUUGUAGCUUUGUGUCGAGAAUAUGAGGGGCCUGUCAAAGCUCUUUUAGCUGGCAAAAAUCCCACUCACAUCUUGAGACAGGAAGAUGUUAGGGAGACCAUUCGUCGGGUGUCCCAAGAAGCUCCCUCAUCGUCCUGGAAGAAAGUUGACGUAGAUACUGAAGUGGAUGAGUCAGAUUUUAUCUAUAGUGGUUAG
This is a messenger RNA of Talaromyces rugulosus, 1695 nucleotides long. RefSeq lists its product as uncharacterized. NCBI's taxonomy places the organism in Eukaryota, Fungi, Ascomycota, Eurotiomycetes, Eurotiales, Trichocomaceae. The coding region runs from base 1 to 1695 and encodes 564 amino acids. The transcript is spliced from 4 exons. The record is from RefSeq and is a predicted model, not a curated record.